Molecule: messenger RNA, 3295 nt
Organism: Cuscuta campestris
Lineage: Eukaryota; Viridiplantae; Streptophyta; Magnoliopsida; Solanales; Convolvulaceae
Source: the annotation of a GenBank genome assembly
GCCAAACCGGGCUUGUUUAAUAAAAUGGAGGAAUAAGAGAAUAUUCCUCCGAAUAUGCUCCUCCUCCCUCCUAUAAAAGGAGGGGUGCCCCCAAUGUGAAGGGGAGGCCAAUUUUUACACUCUCCCCUGCCCACUUCCUUUCUCUCUCUAGAAUAGUGUGUAUUUUGCUUCUUCUUCAAGAGCUCAAGAGCUUCAUUAAUGGCUUCUACGCUUAAAUUAUGUACCGUGUACACACCCCCGAUAUUAAUAAAAAUUCCCCGUUGGCAAUGUACCGCCAAGAAAGGCCCGUGGUUUUCUCCCGAUUUGGGUUUCCACGUCAAAAUCCCCGUGUUUAUAUUUUGGUGUAUUUUUAGACUAAUUUAUCGUUUUAGCCGGGCUAAAACGGUAUACCGGUCGAUAAUUUACACCAUCAUUUUGGCGCCGACCGUGGGACCCGAGCAAAAAUCCAUGAUUUUGAUGUUUAUCCUUCCUGCUCAUACAAAAAACCCAAAGAAAAGGGGUUAAAAUGAAAAAAAGUGGGUGAUUCAAGAGUGAGAGAGGGAUGAGUUUUCUGAUUUUUUGAUUUUACAAAAAAAGGGAAAGAAAGGAGCCCCCCAAAUUUAAGCGCCCCUGGAUCUAGCUCUGCUGGUACUCCCUACCGGAGCCUGCCGUCGCUACUGCUCAGAUCCGCCGCAGCCACCUCCGCUGAGCCUCCGCCUCCGCCGCCGCCGCUGCUCAAACCCGCCCCAAUCACCACCACAACCAACACUAAACACUGAUGAAGUGUUGCGGGAGCAGAAAAAGAGUUGUACCGCCCUCGUACCCCGCCCAGUAGAUGGAAUUCCGGCAAGGGGUAAUAGGGGUACAAAAAAAACCAGAGAGAUCACUCUCUGUUCGCCGCUGCCGUCGUGGGUUGGCCACCACUGCCGCAGGUUGCUGGAAAUCCAUCAGCAAAGAAAGGAGUGGUCAGCCCGUCGUCCACAUUUAGCGCCAGGAGAUAAAAUCGUUAUUGAUGUUGAUUGACUGUAGAUCUUCACCCGCCGCCGCUAGGGAUCCCUACCACCAUUGAAGGCCAUCGCCGCUGAAGUCAAUUGGAGUCUCUGGGGUAACCCUCUAGGUCUACUGGGGAUGAUACAUACCUACUGCCUAAUCUAAUUUCAACUUAAUUAGGCCCGCCACUCCACCCUAGCUAAAAUCCAUGACUGCCAUUCUUAAAGUACGACGUUGCCAUGAUUAGAGUCCACCAUUGCGAUUCAUCACAGCCCCUUGAUCGGGAUAUGGUUGCUGCCAUUUCACUCUCUCUGAUGACUACCUUCAUCGGAGGACGUAGAUCUCCCGUGUUGCCACCAUUGUUGUUGGGGUACGUCGGCGCCUGUUCUCAAACUCAUCCCCCGGUGUUGCUGAAUUCAUCGAUGUUGCGCCUACAACUGCUCAAAAAUAUUGCUGUAGAAGAUCUGCCGUCAGUAGAGGGAUUUUACCCGACCAUGUUGUUGAAAUCUAUCAACCGCUGAAGCAAAUCACCGACGGUGUUGAUGUUGGAGCUAGUCACUAUUACCCAAAUUGACGACCUUGGUGAUGGAGACCCCCGCUAAUGCUGUUGGGUUACACCCUCAACGCCAUCAUCAACCUCACCCUGGCUGUCCCUCGUCGUCUCCCUGCAACGCGCUACCGGCAUCGCCCUUUGGACUGGGGUCGGAGUGGACGCGUGAGGUUCAUCUCCUUUGGCCAACACAUGGAUUCCAAAACAAGAAGGAAAGAGAAGAUUAUCAUCUCAAAUCAAGCACGUGAAGCUGUGGAAGAUUUCACAAAGGUGGGCCCAUCAUAAAGAGAAGAGAGAUAAAUCCAUGGAGAACCACAAGUGCAUCAUGCAUGUGGUGGGAUUCCUUUUGAUACGGAGUACUCAUCAAUCAUCAUAAAGUAAAUAUGGCAUGCAAGGUUGGGUCCACUUCACUUAUGGUGGUGAAAUAUUGAAGGAAGCUUCACGUAAAAAACUGAAAGGACCCACCACUAACAAGUGAUUGUGGAGUGGGUACAUUACAGCAUGCAAUACAGAGCAAUAAUUUACUACACAAUUUGGGGUCUUUGUUCAUCAAGAUAUGGGCCUGGUCUAGCACACUCCGGUCUUGCUCAAUACUUUACAAAGAAAAGAAAGCCGAGCUUGGUACGCUGGUUACAACACCGGUCUUGCUCAGUAUUAAAAAAAAAGAGGAAGACUGAGACACAAGCCCGGCCUGGCACGCUGGUUACUACACCGGUCUUGCUCAGUAUAAUAAAAAAUAUUAAAAUAUGUGACACAGGCCCGGCAUGGCACGCUGGUAAAUAUCAUUCUUGUGCGUGAGACAGGCCAAGAAUGAUAUACACACCGAUCUUGCACAUAUUUUCUCGUAAGUCUGACCCCAAUCGAAUUGGGUACACCGGUGGCUCAGCUGAGCCCUUAUCGGGGACGCCCGAUUCUUCAUGCCCUUUGAACAAUGCACUCCGGAAGUGGUCUCUACAUGACAUGAAGAUAUUUGCAUCAGUUAGCCGGGCUAACAUCGAUCUUCGACAAAGUUGCUGCAACAUACUUAAUUCGUAUUAAGUAACAUCGAUUACUUCGAUAUACUAAUUUCGCUAUGUGUCUUUUACUUAAUCCGUACUAACAUCGGUCUCGACGAAAUAACUACUUGAAGCACCGCCGCUUCAUCGUACUAACUCCGGUGUCGUAUAACUACUCGAAGCAUCGUUGCUUUAUCGAACUGACAUCGCUCUUGUGACGAUAAUUAUUCACGCGAAUUUUAACCACCCUAACACCGAGCUCCUCGGUAAAGAUAAUAAUUUUUUGAGCACGGCAUAGGCCGGUCAAAAAAAAUGUUGUACAUAUUAUUUUUUGCAGGAAAAACUUCUGAUUCAAGAAAUUAAAGAAUUAAUGAAGACUCGGAGGACUAGCAAUAAUAUCAACCGGCCAAGAAUCCAAAGUACGAAGACUGAAGAUAUCACUCGGAGGACUUGUUUACUUUAUUAAGUUGAUGAUUCUCACAACUUAAAAAAGUGGAGGACUUCUUGAUGGGAAAUAAUACGUGGCUCGGCCCACAUUUUCCAAUUAUUUACGAUGGACAGCCAAACCGGGCAUGUUUAAUAAAAUGGAGGAAUAAGAGAAUAUUCCUCCGAAUAUGCUCCUCCUCCCUCCUAUAAAAGGAGGGGUGCCCCCAAUGUGAAGGGGAGGCCAAUUUUUACACUCUCCCCUGCCCACUUCCUUUCUCUCUCUAGAAUAGUGUGUAUUUUGCUUCUUCUUCAAGAGCUCAAGAGCUCCAUUAAUGGCUUCUACGCUUAAAUUAUG